This is a messenger RNA of Protopterus annectens (West African lungfish), 1158 nucleotides long. It is a transcript of the gene CMTM6, whose product is annotated as CKLF like MARVEL transmembrane domain containing 6. Gene Ontology annotation, cellular component: membrane. The coding region runs from base 143 to 730 and encodes 195 amino acids. The record is from RefSeq and is a predicted model, not a curated record. The transcript has 4 exons. NCBI's taxonomy places the organism in Eukaryota, Metazoa, Chordata, Ceratodontiformes, Protopteridae.
UUCAUUUCAUUGCGUCACACAAACAAAGACACCAUUUUAAAGUCGUAUAUUGGGGUUAAUAAAGUGUUUAGACAUCAGAAGUAUUUUAUCUUGCUAAAGUUUUUAUAAUAUACUUAUAUAUUAAAUUUACAGCCAGUUAAAAAUGUCAGCUGAUGAUGCUAAUGGAACAGUUUACAACAGGACAACAGAACCCACUGGAACACGAAAACCGUGUGAAUGUCUAUGCUUUCAGUUAGAUCGAGUAGGCCGUGAGCGCUUUAUCGCGAAAUGCGCUACAGUUCUGCUUUCAUUUGUGGCCUUCAUCCUUGAAGAGAUUGUACCCGAAUGUAUUAUUUGUGGAGGCUUAUACUUCUUCGAAUUUGUCAGUUGCAGUGCUUUCCUUUUAAGUUUAAUCUUGCUGGUUUUGCUGUGUACAUCACUUUUCAAUAAAGUGAAACUGGGAAAUUGGAAACUAGUGGAUUUUUUGAGUGUCGCAAUUGUUGGACUGCUCUUCCUGGCUGCUUCAAUUGCCUAUGCUGCCACUCAUAGCAACACUGAUUUGGAAAAAACAUCAAUUGCCUUUGGAUUCUUUGCAACAAUUGCAUUUGGAUUUGAUGCUGGUCUUUCACUUAAGUAUACAAAGCCAUUUGAAAAGAAAGCUGGAGCCAAGUCACCCAUUUCCGAGUCUACCAUCAAAAAUUCACCUGGAGGAGAAACUGAGCCACUGAGUAGUCAACCAGCUGAUGCAUAAUUUAUACUGUUUUAAAUGUUUGCAGUUUAUGUAACAGAUCAGUGCAUAAUCAUGCAAAAUUGUUACGUUACACCCCAUACUGUGGUCUUUUUACUACGCAAUACUGUGGUAUUUUACCUGUUGCCAUGCCUACAUCCUUUGGAAUUAUGAUCAAGAGAUUUUGUGUUAACCUGCAUCUCUCGGACGUCAAGUAUGCUGACUUGUAAAAUUCAAUUUUUAGGUAAUGUUUAUUGCCUGCUGAGAUAGUUCAACAUCAUUUUUUUAUUCUGAAAAUAUAAUAUACUUGGGUUAUUUUAGGCACAAGAAGGGAAAUUGGAUAGGCUUAAAAUGCUGCAAGACAGCUAGCCUCGUACCUACCUAUGAACCUAUUUAAUGUGGUUAUAGAUAGGCCUUACCCAUCCCAUGGUUGAAAAUUAUAUAUUACCCCU